Messenger RNA from Ictalurus furcatus (blue catfish), 2293 nucleotides. RefSeq names its product OTU deubiquitinase 5a (gene otud5a). Gene Ontology annotation, biological process: protein deubiquitination. The record is from RefSeq and is a predicted model, not a curated record. Gene Ontology annotation, molecular function: K63-linked deubiquitinase activity; cysteine-type deubiquitinase activity. The transcript is spliced from 10 exons. NCBI's taxonomy places the organism in Eukaryota, Metazoa, Chordata, Actinopteri, Siluriformes, Ictaluridae. The coding region runs from base 291 to 2012 and encodes 573 amino acids.
GAAGUGACGUGUGCAUGCCGUCACCCGUGUGUUGAUGUUUUGUGGAAAGUGGAGAACGGACGGCGGACGGGAAGCAGUGGCUUUGUUUUUGUUUCCAACAGCGGCGCCUUUUAACGUUAAAAGGCCACUCGGCUUUUCAUUAAAACGUUCAAGGACGCGCACGCGGACAAAGAAGACGCUCACGUUGACUUUCGAUCGAACGCAAAACGUUUAAACGGAGGACUCGUCCCCCUCCUCCUCCCCUUCCCUCCGACCCCAAUCUGCUUUAAAUAGACAGCUAGCUAGCCAACAUGACGAUUCUGCCCAAGAAGAAGCCGAGCUCGUCCGUUGGUGUUUCCGAUCACACCGACGAUGCCGACCGACGGAGCGGAUCCGAUCCGCACCCACACCCGCAUUCUCACGCCGUGCGGACGGGCGCCAGGCCCAGAGCUUCUCCGCCGCCGUGGUCGUAUCAGACCGCUCCGCCUUCGUCCAGGGAGGACAGGCGGAACGAGUCGAGCUCCCGGCCGCAGCAGGCCUCGCCUCCUCCGGUAGGUUCUGGUUCCCCGGCCGGGCCGGGAGACGGAAGUGGGAUCUCCGGGGUUCGCGGAGAGCUCACGGGCGGUGUAGGAUGCGGCGGUGCUGGCGGAAUAGGAAUUGGGAGUUGCUGCUCUGGUCCGGGGCUCAGCAAGAGGCGGCGUCAGGCGUCUUGCACCGGCGGAGUAACGGGCGGAGGUACCGGACCCGGUGCGUCUGGAGGCGGUGGGGUCGGUCCGAGCUCGGAUCCCGAGGAAGGCGCCGGUUACAACAGCGAGGAUGAGUACGAGAAUGCUUCGAGACUGCAGUCGGAGGAUCCGGCGACGGUUGAACAGCCCUCAUCAAAAUGUUACCAGUGUAAACUGGGGGAAGGGGGCGGGGCUUAUCGAGUGUGUCAGCAGGAGCACUGGUUUGAGAAAGCACUUGGGGAAAAGAAAGGAUUUGUGAUUAAAAAAAUGAAGGAAGACGGUGCGUGCCUCUUCAGAGCAGUCGCUGAUCAAGUUUACGGAGACCAAGAUAUGCACGAAGUCGUUCGCAAACACUGCAUGGACUACUUGAUGAAGAACGCAGACUACUUUUCAAACUACGUGACGGAAGACUUCACCACAUACAUCAACAGGAAAAGGAAAAACAACUGUCACGGGAACCACAUUGAGAUGCAGGCCAUGGCGGAGAUGUACAACCGGCCGGUGGAGGUGUACCAGAACGGCACAGAACCAAUCAACACGUUCCAUGGGAUCCACCAAAACAACGACGAACCAAUCAGAGUCAGUUACCAUCGGAACAUUCACUACAAUUCGGUGGUGAACCCUAAUAAAGCGACGAUCGGAGUGGGGCUCGGCCUUCCUGCCUUUAAACCAGGGUACGCGGACCAGUCUCUGAUGAAGAACGCCAUCAAGACAUCGGAGGAAUCGUGGAUCGAGCAGCAGAUGCUGGAGGAUAAAAAGAGGGCCACUGAUUGGGAGGCUACCAACGAGGCAAUCGAGGAGCAGGUGGCACGCGAGUCGUACCUGCAGUGGCUCCGGGAUCAGGAGAAACAGGCACGGCAGCCACGCAAGGCCAGCGCCACAUGUAGCUCUGCCACUGCUGCAGCCUCCAGCGGACUGGAGGAGUGGAACGCACGGUCCCCACGGCACCGGAGCUCCGCCCCCUCCCCCGAAAACCCGGACCCGGCCCACUCGGACCCAGCACCCAAGCCUCCCUCCCCGGCUGGAGCGGCCCUCGCGCUGUCCAAACCCCCCUCGCCUUGUGCUCCUGGGCCCAGUAACCAAGCCUGUGUUGGAGCAGACAGACCCACCUCAUCGUCUCUGGUGUCUCUGUACCCAGCACUGGGAUACCGCGCCAUCAUGCAGGACAUGUCGCCAACAGCUUUUGGUCUGACAGAUUGGGAGGAUGACGAGAUUUUGGCCUCGGUCCUGGCCGUAUCGCAACAGGAGUACCUCGACAGCAUGAAGAAGAACGCCAUGCAUAGAGAACCGUCUCCAGACAGCAGUUGAUAAAGGGACGAAGGCACUCCGAAGCCCUCUUGUGCUAUGGGAGAAGGCACAAACCCGGGGAUCAAUCAAACGUCGUCCUGUCCAUCAUCAUAGAAAUCCCAUUUCCCUCUCACUCUCCCCUCAUGUCCUGAUCACUAUCAUCUAUCAGUAAUAAUGACCGUCACUGUAAGACUUCCCCCUCACCAUUACCUUACUUUCUUUUGCCACUAAUGCCAAGAUUGGACUUCUUUAUUAGGUGCAUGUUUAAACCAACAUAACUGAUCUCAUAGAAAAAAAAAACA